AUGAGAUCUUUAGCUUUUGAAAAAGUAUGCCCUCUAGUUUACUGCCUUUUUUUGUACGUUCACCUACUUUCAUCACAAAACUACUUUCCACAUUUUGCUUCUGCUAGUUCAACUACUGAAGUAGAGGCUCUUCUCAAAUGGAAAGCCAGAUUUCUAAAUCAAACCUCCCAUAAUAACCAGCUCAAGGAUUGGAUUUACCUUCCCAAGACUUCUAAUACAAAUGCCACCAAUUCUUCCAGCAACCCCAAGGUAAACGAAAGCCCAUGCAUUUGGGCUGGUAUUUCAUGCAAUGCUGCUGGAAGUGUCACCAACAUAACCAUUGCCAGUUUCGGUAUACAAGGUACGCUACAUGAAUUCUCAUUCUUGUCCUUCCCCAAUCUCGAAUAUCUUGAUAUCAGCGUCAAUAAUUUCUUUGAUGUCAUCCCACCUCAAAUCAGUUCCCUUUCAAAACUCCUUCAUCUUGACCUCUCUAAUAACCAAUUCUCCGGGAGAAUUCCACCAGAAAUUGGUCUUCUUAGAAAUCUUACAUUUCUCUAUCUCCACAAAAAUAAUCUUUCUGAUGUUAUUCCUCCUUCGCUAGGGAAUUUGAAAUCGCUAGUGAAUCUAUCAAUGAGUUAUAAUCUACUCAAUGGUUCAAUUCCAGCAUCACUUAGUGAUCUCAUAAACAUUAACAGGCUCUACCUCGGCCAAAAUAACCUCUAUGGCAACAUUCCAAAAGAGUUAGGGAACCUGAAAUCAUUGGUCGAUCUAGAGUUGAGCACCAAUCAACUCAGUGGUUUAAUUCCGACAACAUUGGGUGAUCUGACCAACCUUACCACUCUCUAUCUCCAUACAAAUGACCUCUCUGGCACCAUUCCAAAAGAGUUAGGGAACCUGAAAUCUUUGGUGGAUCUAGAGUUGAGCACCAAUCAACUUAGUGGUUCAAUUCCGAAAACAUUGGGUGAUCUGACCAACCUUACCACUCUCUAUCUGCAUUCAAAUAAUCUCUCUGGCACCAUUCCAAAAGAGUUAGGGAAUUUGAAAUCCUUGGUGGAUCUAGGGUUGAGCACCAAUCAACUUAGUGGUUCAAUUCCGAAAACAUUGGGUGAUCUGACCAACCUUACCACUCUCUAUCUUAAUUCAAAUAAUCUCUCUGGCACCAUUCCAAAAGAGUUAGGGAAUUUGAAAUCCUUGGUGUCUCUAAUGUUGAGCACCAAUCAAUUCAGUGGUUCAAUUCCAACAACAUUCGCUGACUUGCAAUCCUUGGAAGUCCUUUUCCUUCGUGACAACCAACUUUCUGGCUCUAUCCCUCAAAAUAUAGGAAAUAUCCAGAAGUUGACAAAAUUGCACUUGGGUAUAAACCAAUUUUCUGGCUAUUUGCCACAAAACAUUUGUCGAGGUGGAUCACUCACAAACUUUUCAGCAGAAAGCAACAAUCUAAUUGGUCCAAUCUUAGAAAGCUUGAAAACCUGCACGAGCUUAAUCAGAGUCCAUCUUGAAGGGAACCAAUUGACAGGUAACAUCUCAGAACACUUCGGUGUUUAUCCGAAUCUGAAUUUUAUAGACUUGAGUCGCAAUAAAUUUUAUGGUGAACUCUCACAAAAUUGGGGACUGUGCCCAAAUUUUGCAACUCUACGAAUAGCCGGAAACAACCUUACUGGUUCUAUACCACCUGAGAUCGGAGAAGCAACCCAAAUUCAUGUGCUAGAUCUUUCUUCAAAUCGUUUGGUCGGGACGAUUCCGAAGGAGUUUGGGAGAUUGACUUCAAUGGUGAAGCUGAUAUUGGAUGGCAACCAACUUUCAGGUCGUGUCCCUUUAGAGUUAAAAUCAUUUACUGAUCUAGAAUAUCUUGAUCUAUCAACAAACAAUUUCAAUGAUUCAAUUCCAAGCUUUGUGGGUGACUUUGUCAAGUUAUAUUACUUGAAUUUGAGCAACAACAUGUUCGGUCAAGCCCACUUCCCAACAUCAAAGCAUUUCAAGCUGCUCCUCGAGAAGCAUUACAAGGGAACAAAGGCUUGUGUGGCAACACAACAUUUUUGCAACCCUGCACUUCUAGCCAAAAAAAGGACCCUAAACUCAUACUUUUGA
Molecule: messenger RNA, 2067 nt
Organism: Rosa rugosa (rugosa rose)
Lineage: Eukaryota; Viridiplantae; Streptophyta; Magnoliopsida; Rosales; Rosaceae
Product: probable leucine-rich repeat receptor-like protein kinase At1g35710
Exons: 2
Coding region: 1-2067 (688 amino acids)
Molecular function (GO): protein binding
Source: RefSeq, a predicted model, not a curated record